Molecule: messenger RNA, 1669 nt
Organism: Monodelphis domestica (gray short-tailed opossum)
Lineage: Eukaryota; Metazoa; Chordata; Mammalia; Didelphimorphia; Didelphidae
Gene: FGF8
Product: fibroblast growth factor 8
Molecular function (GO): growth factor activity
Source: RefSeq, a predicted model, not a curated record
UUCUCCUCUGGCUGAGGAGCCUGUGCAGCCUCCUGCCACCCGCUCCACGCAUCGCAGCGGGACCUGGCGGGGGCACCUCGCCGAGCCGAGUCAAGCAGAGCCGAGCAGAGCCGCGCCACGCUGCGUCCGACCCUCGAGCCACUCUGAGCUGUUGCCUCUUCUCCCUGGCUGCCUCUCCUCGACCUCCACUUCUCCUCUUUCCCCUUCUCCUCUGUCUGCCCUGUCCUCCACUGUCCUGUCCUCCUCUCCCAGCUGGUCUGUCCGUCCCGGACGCGCCGCUGGCCCUCUCGGGCUCCUUUAGGGCAGCCCGCCCCGCUCCCGCUCCCGCGCCCCCGACGCCGCCGCAGUUCCAUCCCAGGAGACUGGGUCUCUGAGCAUCUAGGACUUUGCGGGCCCGGCCCGGCCCGGCCCCUCUGCCGUCUUCAUGCUCCCGACCCUGCGCGUCAUGGGCAGCCCCCGCUCGGUGCUGAGCUGUUUGCUGUUGCACUUGUUGGUCCUCUGCCUCCAAGCUCAGGUAACUGUUCAGUCCCCACCUAAUUUUACACAGCAUGUGAGGGAGCAGAGCCUGGUGACGGAUCAGCUCAGCCGGCGCCUCAUUCGGACCUACCAGCUAUACAGCCGCACCAGCGGGAAGCACGUGCAAGUCCUGGCCAACAAACGAAUCAAUGCAAUGGCAGAGGAUGGCGACCCCUAUGCCAAGCUCAUAGUGGAGACCGACACCUUUGGAAGCCGAGUCCGAGUCAGAGGGGCUGAGACAGGCCUGUACAUCUGCAUGAACAAGAAGGGAAAGCUGAUCGCCAAGAGCAACGGCAAAGGUAAGGACUGUGUCUUCACCGAGAUCGUGCUGGAGAACAACUAUACGGCUCUUCAGAACGCCAAGUAUGAAGGCUGGUACAUGGCCUUCACCCGCAAGGGGCGGCCCCGGAAGGGCUCCAAGACCCGGCAACACCAACGAGAGGUCCACUUCAUGAAGCGGCUGCCCAAAGGUCACCACACCACAGAGCAGAGCCUGCGAUUCGAGUUUCUCAAUUAUCCCCCCUUCACUCGAAGCCUCCGAGGCCAAAGGACUUGGGCUUCUGAGCCCCGAUAGGGCCCCUGCCCCCUCCCCAGGACUCUGAGUAGAGACUUUUCUCUUAAGAGGAUAACAAAGCAGCUAAACAGAAUGGAACGACAUGGGGAGGGGGGAGGGGAGUUCCUGGGUUCUAGAAGUGGAUAAUUGUUUGCUGUUGGGGGGGUUUUUUAACCAAAAAAAAAAAAGAGGCUUUAUUUUUGUAUUCCACUUGGCUGUGGUUGUCUUCUUAACUUUCACCAAAGGUCUCAUCCCUGGGACCAAACCUGCUAGUGGUGGUGGUAGUGGUGGUGGUGGUGGUGGUGGUGGUGGUGGUGGUGGUGGUUGGUGGGGGUGUCUUCCUAGGACUCCUUGAGAAGAAUGUAUAGGACUUUUAGUAGUCCCAGUGGGGCUCUUACCCCUACCCCACCCCCUACUUCUAUCUCCCCCAUCCUGGAUCUCAGUUCUGCCCUACGAGACCUCGGUCUGGAAGCCAGUUCCCCGGGAGUAGGAAGCACUGUCGAGAAGGAAGCUGGAGCCUGAAUUGGUAGUUUGGAUGUCUGUUGGGAAGUGGGGGAAUCAUGUAUCGGCUAAUAUUAAAUGAUUGAAAUAUUUAUUUAA